AUGUCGCGUGGUACAAGCGCUGGAUUUGAUCGACACAUCACUAUUUUUUCUCCCGAAGGACGAUUGUACCAAGUUGGUUAGUUGACUGUUAAACCGUUGAUUACUUAUUGUGCUGAGUGAUAAGUUUUUGUUACUUUUGUUCUUUAGAAUAUGCAUUUAAAGCGAUAAACCAAGGCGGUCUAACGUCAAUUGGUCUUCGUGGGGCUGACUCAGCAGUGGUUGUAACUCAAAAGAAAGUUCCAGUGAGUUUUAAUUUCCUUGGAUUUACUGUAAAUUUAUCCGUACCUCCAUUAAAUGUUAAACUGUUUUAGUUUUAAAACCCUGAACUACGCUCGCUUAAGUAGUUCUGUCUUAUGUAUGUAUACCCCGGAUGUGUACAAUUUUUUUGUGGUUACAGAAAUGGAACCUUGAAUCUUAAAAUAUCCCUUCAAUUACUAUAAGUUUGGAACAUGUGCCACAUAUGAAGCUAUCCAUCACAGUAAUAUAUAGACACAAAGAAAAACUUGCAAAUUUUUUUCCACAAAGAAACAUAACUCCUUACUUGGUUUGUAUAACAACCAUAAUAAACGUUUGGUCUGUUCAGAUUUCAGACUAGCCUGUGAGUACUUCAGUCUCAGACAAAAAUAGUUGGGACACUUCCACUCAAUGCUUUUUUUUUACUUCUGGCCUGUCUCCUCAUCCUCCCAAUGUUGUUUACCACAGUUAACACACCAAAUCUUACACACUAACAUUGUGUUGGCAAGAAGACAGCAAAGUGUCCCAACAAUUUUGUCUUAGACUGUAGAUUGAGUUUAAGUGAUAGUUUGAGUAUGAUCAGUACUACUUUAAUCUCUUGUUCUUACACUGAAGAUAGUCAUUGGUCAAAUCAUCCUUUCUUUUCUGAUGUCUCCUUACUUAAUUGUCAGCACCAGUAACUAGUAAGUAGACUUGGAGACGGUCUUGAUACAAUAUGACAGACAUAGGUAUAGACGUAGUUUGGGGCAGGUACAAAACUCGGACCAGAUCAACUCCUUUACUUACAGGGAAAACAAUGGGAACUGUUGUGUGGUAAGUAUGUAGAUGAAGUGAUCCAAGUCUGAGUUUUGUACCUGCCUCAUAGUUUAUCUACCCAUGAAGAGCACAGAGAUUAUGACUCUCUAUAAUGCCCUCGUAAAAAAAAAGGGUUGAAAAAUUCAAAAGAAAUAUAAGUUAAAAAGGAUAACUUGAAAUAUAUACAAAUGCAGGAAUAAUGACUGUGACUGCAAAUAAAUAGUGACAAUUCUGGAUAUAGUAUUACUGACCUUAAUUUCAAAAGCUAUACUCAUGUUUAAUCUAGACUUGUGUUUUACUCAACACUGAAUGUUAAGCUACAGCCAGCGAAGACCUUUUCAAGAAAAACAGUGUCAAGACUUGCUUUUAAUGCUGGCUAGUAAAGUAUGUUGAGCAGAUAAAUGGCAUGUUUAAAUUAAAGCUAUUAGUUUAAGAAGUGAUGGUCCAAAACUCACUCGGCAGUAAAUUGUCUGAUGAUGUUUUGCAGGAUAAACUGCUAGAUUCUGACACUAUGACACACCUGUUUGAAUUGUCUGAAAGAAUAGGAUGUGUUAUGACUGGACUGAUAGGUAAGAUGGUUUUUUACCUUUUUAUGUGACAAUACUGUUAAUUUUAAUUUUUGCUGCAAGUAGUGGUUUAUGUAACUUUGUUAGUCAAGAUAGGUCAAGCAUACCUCCCCAAGAUUCUAUUAAUGAAUUGAUUAUUUGAAAAAUUAAUCCAUUAGUUGUUCCCAUAACUAGUGUCAAAUUCAAAGCAGCAUUCCUGCAUUCAUAACGCACAGUGAAUAUUUUGCGAGAACUUCUUAGUAUUUGGUCAGAUUGAAAAUCUUUGAGUGGAUAAAGUUGCUUCUAAGACAUUUACAUCAAAUUCAGGGAAACUGAGCUGGUAGAAAUUGUAUAACUGCCUCACGUGUAAAAUCAUGGCUCAUUAUGCAUGGAGGAAUGCAGAGAUGAAUCUAAAAUCUACAACUACUAAUAAUAAAUACAUGAAUAAAAUCUUGGGGGAUAUGCUUGACCUGGCUUGACUGUAAUCUGGUAGCUAGUUUGGCAUUUAAAUCUUAAGACUUAUUAGGUUUAAAUGCAAAGGUCUAUAGCAAGUGUAGAUUGUUCAAAUGAUCCCUAGACAAUUCUGGACAGUGUACCGUCGUGACCAUACAGACCAACAUUUAUGUACCGUGUUAACCAUGGUAUUACAAUGAAAUUGUUUAAGUAUUACUGGUAUCUGAUUGCUUUCUUUAAACACAAUGUUAUUGAAGUUUCCUGUAAAUGGUCAAUUAAACUAGAAUAAACACUAUCCAUUCAGAUUGACCAUUGUAGAUUACCAUUAUUAGUGACCUUUUUUCAUUAUGGUUGACAUUUAAACAGACAGAAGACACUAAAAGGACUCUCCAGUGCAACCAUUACUUUAAAAGUUGCACUUUCUUUGUUAAAGUUAUAUUUGGAAUAAGAAACUUGCCAAAUGAUGAUUUAUAGUUUAAAUGUUACGUGAUACAAACCAAACAUUUAUGUUACUAAGUAACACAUUUUCUUCCUCUAACAAUUCCAACAAUGCUGUAGAUCAAAACCUGCAAACCAUGAGCAAAUUUCAUGUUACAUUAUCAAAAGCAGCCAUUGUGUCCCCAGUGACUAGUCCCCCCCAUUAAAUUGACACCAUUGUCUGAUGAAGAUUUGCAGUCAAAGCAUCAUGAUCAAUACUGAAAAUAAAUGACUGUUGUGAGAUGAAGGAUAAAUGAGCCUACCAUUCUACUACUGUGACAAAUAACAUCUUUCAUGACACUUUUCCCAGUCUUGGUUGUGAAAUGAACACAGUUUCUGCAACAUUUGUUCACUAUACAUGUAUAAUUGAAGGGUUUUCACUAUUUUUUAAAAGUAGAAGGGUUCCUCAGGUUGAGUAGGCAGAGAAAGUUGGAAAUUUUUGGUUUGAGAGUUGGCUUUUCCAUUUCACUUGAAGAGGGUUGGUGCUCCAAGUACACUGACCAGUGCCAGUACCCAUGUUUUACUGAAACCCCUGAUGUACAUUUCAAGUUGCUGGGUAAAUACAACAAGUUGGCAGGAAAUCAAGCAGCUAGGGAUUGCUUUUGGUUCUGUUUUUCCUCUAUUUAUUUUUUUAAGUAGUCAGGGGUCACCUUCAUAGUAGUCACCUUCAUCAAUAUGCCAUUGAUGGUGAAAAAUAGCUUACCGGCUUUUUGUUUUGUAUUUCAGCUGAUUCACGUUCCCAAGUCCAGAGGGCUAGAUAUGAAGCAGCCAACUGGAAAUAUAAAUAUGGUUAUGAAAUUCCAGUGGACAUGCUCUGUAAAAGAAUUGCUGACAUUUCACAAGUCUACACUCAAAAUGCAGAGAUGCGACCUCUAGGAUGCAGUAAGUUUCUGUGAUCUUGUUCACCUUUGCUUCAACCUGCAGGGCCCCAGUUGUUCAAAAGGUGGAUGACACUAUCCAGUGGAUAAGUAUCAGGGAAGUCAAAUUGUGUUAUCCACUGGAUAGAGAUUGAUUUUUGAGUGGAUUCUAUUUUCCAAUUGGGGCCAGGCAUAUAUGGUCACACCACACACACACAAAAAAACAGAAUCUCAUUUUAAUGAUAAAAUUGAAAAGUUCAGCUCAAGGCAAGAACUUAUGUGAUAAAAAUACCUUGACGUUAUUGCAGUAAGUUUAUCAGUCUUACUGAUUUUAUUGAAUGGUUGUGAGAGGGAUGAUCACAUGACCAUUCUGCUUCUGACACUGAACACGGAUGUUAAGCACAACCUGGCCCUAGUCAUGGUUUGGUAGAAUUUCCUAACUCAUGCAAAACCCACUUGGUCUUGAGUUGUGUCAUUGCCUUGAAUUACAGAGGAAAUGUGUGUGUGAUUACUAUUCUGUAUGUCCAAAAUCGGUUAGCAUGAGCAAAACAUUGACCUUUUUUAUUGUAUCCUAUCUUGCAGGUAUGAUUCUUAUUGGAAUUGAUGAUGAAAAGGGACCUCAACUGUACAAAACAGAUCCUGCUGGUUAUUACUGUGGAUUCAAGGGCUGCAGUGUUGGAGUCAAACAAACAGAAGCAAAUAGCUUUCUUGAAAAGAAAGUGAAGAAAAAACAUGCUUGGACACAAAGUGAAACAAUCGAGGUAUGUCAGUGUACUAAAGACACAUGCUAUUUCCUAAUAAAACACAGAUAUUCAUUUAACAUGACUGAAAAGCUCUCUGAAAUGUAUGCCAUGCUACUUGUUGCAAUGCACUGAGGUCGUGCUAGAAUUACCUUUCAUCACUCUGACGUUAUGUUUUGUAUUUUUCCCCACCCUCCCCCCCUCCACCAUUUUCUUUUUACGGACUUGCUCCAAAUGUAUUUGAAAAUGUUCUGUAUCCAAUCAGAGCCAGGGAAUCAAUUCAAAUGCUUUUGGAACUGGUUGGUCAAACUAGAUGCCCAGGGGUUCCCAUGUUCUUCUCUUAAUCUGUGUCUUCACCCUAUUUUGGAUAGGGAGACCUGGAUGAAGCGUACUGAAUCGAGACGUGCUCUUGCUCGGCCGGGCCAUAGUAGUAGUAGUUCGCCCGUGAAUAUUCAUCCUUUUUUACUGCUUCAGAGUCUCCGAAUAUGUGAUUAGAAAAAAGCCGAGUCAGAGUAUAAGAGAAGAAGUUUUUGAUUAUUUUGUUUGGUUGCUUUUUGUCUUUGCAGACUGCCAUCAGUUGUUUGUCUUCAGUAUUAUCUGCAGAUUUUAAACCAUCCGAGUUAGAAGUUGGUAUUGUUACUACUGAUAAUCCACGUUUUAGGUGAUUCCCUUUCUCAUUUUUUUAAAUAGGUAAUUGCAGCUAUUGACGUUUCCGUCGCUGUCGUUUCCCAAGGAUGUUUCAGAGUAUUUAUCCUCAAAACUCGUCAAACAAAACAGUUUUUACUUUUAUAAAAUAAGCGCGAAACCCUCGCCUAAUGUUAGCCACAAGCUUUGGUUCCAAUGUACGCGCAUAAUUAAGUGGAGUUCUUAAAUUUUAGGGCUGGUUUACAUGUUAAGUGUACGAUCGCAGAAAAAAUCUAGUUAUCUGAACGAUCGUAGUUGUUAGAUGGAAACCAGGCUUAAGUCUCCCUUGGGAUGACCCUGAUUCGCCGGUUGGGGGGAAGGGGGGGAGGAUGCCGGCCGCCAUUCUUUAGCUGGCUACAGCUCNUUAAGUGUACGAUCGCAGAAAAAAUCUAGUUAUCUGAACGAUCGUAGUUGUUAGAUGGAAACCAGGCUUAAGUCUCCCUUGGGAUGACCCUGAUUCGCCGGUUGGGGGGAAGGGGGGGAGGAUGCCGGCCGCCAUUCUUUAGCUGGCUACAGCUCAGCUUUCCUGAAUCUAAUUCUGAUGGACAAUGUUUCGUGAAUCUUAAACGUGUCUCAUAGGUUUUAAAAUGCCCUGCUGAGGUAAAAACUCGUUUCUAACUGUAUAUUGUAUAGAAUUGUAACUUGUAUAUAUUCAUUUUAGGAAACUUACUGAGGCUGAAAUUGAUGGACAUUUAGUAGCCAUUGCUGAACGUGACUGAGGUGACAGCUAAUUUACAAACAGAGUGAAAGAAGACCAGUUUCUUUUGUAUAUUAUUGCAACAAGCAAGUCCCGUACACCGGAAAACACUACUGUUCUAGCAAAUGCGGGUACUUGACUUCAACAAUUGCUGUUUUAUACUUUCAUUUCACCUUCAUCAGCUAUUAAAAUAAAUUUAACGUAGAUUUAUGUUUAUGAUGGUUUAUUCUUUUCUGUAAUCUUUACGGCAAAAA
Messenger RNA from Porites evermanni, 5736 nucleotides. NCBI's taxonomy places the organism in Eukaryota, Metazoa, Cnidaria, Anthozoa, Scleractinia, Poritidae. The record is from the annotation of a GenBank genome assembly.